Sporothrix brasiliensis 5110 is the source of this 1086-nucleotide messenger RNA. RefSeq lists its product as uncharacterized. Gene Ontology annotation, molecular function: transmembrane transporter activity. The transcript has a single exon. Bases 1 to 1086 code for a protein of 361 amino acids. NCBI's taxonomy places the organism in Eukaryota, Fungi, Ascomycota, Sordariomycetes, Ophiostomatales, Ophiostomataceae. Gene Ontology annotation, biological process: transmembrane transport. Gene Ontology annotation, cellular component: brush border membrane. The record is from RefSeq and is a predicted model, not a curated record.
AUGUCGGACCGCUAUGGCCGCCGCACCGCGCUGCUCGCGAGCAUGAUGGGAAACGUCAUCUCCGUCCUACUGUGGGUGAUGGCCGUCGACUUCCGCACAUUUUUGCUCUCCCGUGUCGUUGGUGGCCUGUCCGAGGGCAACGUGCAACUUGCCAUGGCCAUCGCCACCGACAUUUCUGACGAUUCGACCCGCGGUUCCACCAUGGCCCUGAUUGGUGUCUGUUUUUCGGUCGCCUUCACCUUUGGCCCGGCCCUGGGCGCUUGGUUGAGCACCAUUACAAUGUUCAAGACAAACCCUUUCGCUGCCGCUGCAGGCUUCUCUCUGUUUCUCAUCGUGGCCGAGACAAUCUACCUCUACCUAUAUCUACCCGAAACGCUUCCGACCAGUGCCAGCACCGAGACGGUGACCGAGGGAGUCGAGGAAACCAAGGAAACCAAGGAAACCAAGGAAACAAAAACCACCAAGAUGCUAGGGCCCGGCAAUGCAGCGUCUGGAUCUGUCCUAAUUCACGACCGAACUAACUCGCACUUCAUGCUCAACGCCGUGCAUUUUGUCUUCCUCCUCUUCUUCUCUGGUAUGGAGUUCUCACUCCCUUUUAUGACUUACGACCUCUUUGGCUACACCUCUGCCAAGAACGGGAGACUGCUCGGCUUUGUCGGCCUUGUCGCGUCCAUUCUGCAGGGUGGCGUGACCCGCCGCCUUCCACCCCUCGCUUCGGUGCGUAUUGGCAUUGUUGCGUGUCAAAUUGCAUUCUUAUUGCUUGGCAGCCUUUCUACGGUAGGAAAUCUCUACCUGGCUGCUGCGUGUCUUGCAACCACAUCAGCCACUGUUGUCACCGGCCUCAACGCCCUGAGCAGCUUUGAAGCGCACUCGGGUGAGCGCGGCGGGAAACUUGGUAUUCUCCGUUCGUGGGGCCAAGUUGGGCGUGGUCUGGGCCCUGUUCUGUUUACCAGCAUCUACUGGUGGGCGGGCCGGGAAGUUGCCUAUGGCGCGGGCGCCAUCGGUAUGUCGGCUGUUCUUCUCUUGUCCGUCUUCGGUCUCAAAUCACCCCCGCGUGCUACCAAGGCAAAAGCGAAAACGCAGUAA